Pygocentrus nattereri (red-bellied piranha) is the source of this 2083-nucleotide messenger RNA. RefSeq names its product chemokine XC receptor 1-like. Lineage: Eukaryota; Metazoa; Chordata; Actinopteri; Characiformes; Serrasalmidae. Gene Ontology annotation, cellular component: membrane. Gene Ontology annotation, biological process: chemotaxis; G protein-coupled receptor signaling pathway; immune response. The transcript has 4 exons. Bases 714 to 1721 code for a protein of 335 amino acids. The record is from RefSeq and is a predicted model, not a curated record. Gene Ontology annotation, molecular function: chemokine receptor activity.
CCACCUACCGGACAGGAAGCAAGCUGUUCAGUAGGCUCUACGCACUGCAGUGCUGGCUCCAAGCCUGGUGUAACAACAACAGUGUCAGCUACGUGAGCAACCAGAAUGUUUUCUGGGAGCAACUCAACCUGUAGUAGACAACGGACGACAGUAGAGUGACUCCCUGAGCCUCAACACAAGCAUCUCAAUGCCUACAAGUCCUGCCAUGUUGUACAAAUGGAAGUGAAAGUAAGCGAGUGGAGCUCUCACGCUAGAAGAUCCUGGGCUGGAUAAAUCCAGCCGGAGUUACUGGGCACCGCAGCGCUGAGUGAACACUGGACGCACAACAUCCUACAACUGUUCCAGAUCCGUUACAGAAACCGAAUCCCUGCUCGCUUCUGCUUCUCCGCGACUUCUCUCUGCGGCACAGACGAGCGUCUGGGAAAGAGCAAUGGUAGAGUGACUCCCUGAGCCUCAACACAAGCGUCUCAAUGCCUACAAGUCCUGCCAUGUUGUACAAAUGGAAGUGAAAGUAAGCGAGUGGAGCUCUCACGCUAGAAGAUCCUGGGCUGGAUAAAUCCAGCCGGAGUUACUGGGCACCGCAGCGCUGAGUGAACACUGGACGCACAACAUCCUACAACUGUUCCAGAUCCGUUACAGAAACCGAAUCCCUGCUCGCUUCUGCUUCUCCGCGACUUCUCUCUGCGGCACAGACGAGCGACUGGGAAAGAGCAAUGGAAAACGACACUAUAUACGGAUACGCAGACUAUUACUCAUACAUUCCCGUGGAUGAUGAAUCAAGUCCCCAGGAGGCUGUGAUCAAAUUUGACCCUAUUGUACUUUCCAUAUUCAUAUUCAUGUUCAUUGUGGUCCUCCUCAGUCUCAUUGGUAACAUCCUAGUUCUGGUGAUCCUUGGACUCUACGAGGACCUCAAAUCACUGACCAACUGCUUCAUGUUUAAUUUGGCUCUGUCUGACCUGAUCUUCACUCUUGGAAUUCCAUUUUGGGCCUGUUCCUACAUCUGGAGCUGGAUAUUUGGUGAUUUUAUGUGCAGAAGUGUAAACUUUGUCUUCUCUGUUGGAUUUCAUAGCAGCAUUGUGUUCCUGAUGCUGAUGUCCAUUCAGUGCUAUGUAGCAGUGGCCCAUCCUCUAUCUGACUGGACCAAGUGCCAUAGUUCUGCAGUGAUUCCCAUCAUUGCUUGGGUGUUGAGCUGUUCAGCAGCUUUGCCAGACACACUGUUCAGCGAAGCCAUCAAAGACCCAACAGAGCCUGACACACUUUACUGUGAACUUAACAGCGUUAAAGCGUCCGUUAGUGUCGCGUAUGAGCAGAACAUUUUUUUGGUUGUUGCCUUUUCAGUCAUGAGCUUCUGCUUCAAAGGAAUUCUUCUGACCAUCUUCAAGGCCCAAACAAAGAAAGACAGGACUGUAAGACUCGUCUUCUGCAUGGUGGUGGUGUCCUUUGUAAGCUGGGCUCCUUAUAACAUUGUGAUAUUUCUGCAGACUUUAAAUCAUCAUCAGAUCGAGUUUUUUACACAAUACAGUGUCUUUGCUCAGCUUAACUACGCAUUUCAUGUCUGCAGAUUACUCGCUUUUUCCCACUGCUGUGUUAAUCCAGUCAUUUACAUUUUUGCUAGUACAAAAAUAAGGAAUCAUUUGAAGGCACUUCUACAGAAGAUGUUCCAACGACAAACAAAUACAGAAUUCCAUCAGGCAGAAAUUUACUCUGACAGUUCACUGUGAAGCAUUAUAAGUGUCCCCUUGCAUGACAAAGAAACAAGGUAAAAACUGAGGAGGCACAAUAUCCCAAUAUCCCAAUGUUUUUAUAUUCCACACUAUGCAUGCCUUGAAUAUCUUCAUUUAUAAAAUUAUUCCUCGCCAGUUCACCAACAAGGUGGCCACAUCCAUUUCACUCAUGCAACUGUAUAAAAUUUCAAACUCCGCUCCAAGUAUAUUUUUUAUGAUGAUGUUUUUAAGGUGUACUGCUGUAUGUUCUAAAUGCAAUACUGAGCAAAUAUUGAGUACACUGUGUGAUUUAGCUUCACUUUCAUGUUAAUGGCUUGUUCUGUCACGUGUGAGUGAUCAUUAAAGAGUUGGCACAGCUA